Molecule: messenger RNA, 845 nt
Organism: Amoebophrya sp. A120
Lineage: Eukaryota; Dinophyceae; Syndiniales; Amoebophryaceae
Source: the annotation of a GenBank genome assembly
GGUUUGAUCUACCACGCGUCCCUGGUGGGGAAGUCCGCAUCGAAGUUCAAGGGAAAAAUCUCGCGCGUGUUGGCCGCGAAAAUGGCCCUCGCGAUCCGAGUGGACGCGCUGGGUGAAGACACGGAGGCGACAGUAGCGAAAGCGUUCAAGGAGUACGUGGAGCGUAAGGUGUGUGCCUGCGAGGAUGGUGAUGACAUCAAUGCAUCCAGGAAACAUUUGAAGAACGCGGCAAACCUGAGUGCGCAAACCGCCAAGAAAACAGACACCAGCAGUUACAACCAGGACGCGGACGUGGUUACGUCAAACAAGAGACAAGCAGAGAAGGAGGGUGAGGCCGAAACCGCAGAGGAGCCAGAAAAGAAGAAGAAAAAGAAGAACAAGGAAAAAACCUCCACGGCAAAGCCUCUCGCAGCGGGAGCCUAGAAGAAGAUGGAAACCGCCAUUGUACUAGAUCAAGAUAUUACGAGAUGAAAAAUAUAGCGAACACUUUUUUUACGAUUACAAACGAAUAUCCUAGGAGAUUACGCCGGGAGGACAUGGUGGUCUUUUGUUUUGUCAAGUUAGCAUUUACCUUCAAAAGGUGGAUAUUACGGGGGUAAGCCCAUCUUUGUGAUUUCUGUCAUGAUAGAGCGCCACUCUUGGUGAUAGAAUCCUCUGGAAGAUGGGCUUGCUAGAAGAAAAAUCUACGGAAGAGCGAUCUUUUGUCGUUGUCAGCAAGGAAUAUUUAUACCAUACAUGAUCACGAUGAACGUGAGCGGUCAAUUCGAUCGGGACCGAGAAAAGCGAAGCGGGAUGAUGGAAACGUGCACACAAAGAUUGUGAAAGUGGAAGUUGUGGAAAGAAAU